AGGCGAGCGGAGGUGGAAGGCGUGCGAGCGAGUUGAGCGGCUUGAAGUUGGAGCGGCUCGAAACAAGUCGGGAACGCCAGUUGACGGCAGUGUUGAACGGGCCUUUAUCUGUGCCUCGCCGUGCCUGUAUCAUGCGCCGCUGAGUGAAUUGUCAAGUGAAAAUCAGCAAUGGCUGCCAACGAGCAACAGCGUAAGGAAUCACGUGAAGCCAGGGAGCCAGCCCAUCAUGCAAGACGUCCCAUGAAUGCAUUUCUAAUUUUUUGCAAGAGGCAUCGUGGCUCAGUGCGAUCUGGUUUUCCACACUUGGAAAAUAGGGCAGUUACCAGGGUCUUGGGUGAAUGGUGGGCAACCCUUCAUCCCGAUCAGAAGCGUUCCUACACAAAUCUUGCACAGGAAUACAAGGAUGCUUUUCUAAAUGCAAAUCCUGACUUUAAGUGGUACAAAUUACCAGCACCUCCGCUACGUACUUUAAAUACUAGGCCUACCAACAAGAAGCAGGAGUCAAGUAGCGGUGUGCAAUCCACAGAUAGUGUCAAAUCUGAAUAUGAGUCUUCCGAUUGUACAAAGUCAGACAGACGAGACGGACAAUCAAUUCAACCAGGCAAAUUAGCAGAUGAAUCGCAGAUUGGAGGGCUUAGUUCUCUCUUCACGCCUCAAAAAUCAGAGACGUCUGAGGAGAUCGUUAAUGGUAUUGUAGAAAAUGAUCCUGUUCCACCGAAACCACCCAAAAAGAGGUAUACAGAAUCACCUUUCCAAGAUGAUCAAAAAAGAGACUGUAAGACAGAUCUAUUUGGCGAAAAGAAAAGAAAAAGAACUGAAUCUAAUAAUAACGAACAGCACGAAACGAUCAUAGAAGAUGAGAAACAUACAAUAAAUUCCUUUGUAACAGCACAUACACAACCAGAGGAAAAUUUUCGUAGUGAAAGAACAUGUAAAGGUUUACGUUAUCAGAAAUUCCUUGCUGAGCAAAACAUCGGUCCCUCAGGCCAACAGAAUAAACGAAGACGGACAGUUGGAAGUCAUGGUCAUGAUGAACGUCCAAAUGAAAGAAGAAACUCUAUUUCUUCAAAUGUUAGUGAAAAAACAGAUUCCUUAAGCAGUGAAGGAGGAAAUAGUUCUCGUGGAGAUUUAGAACAUCUUGUAGAGAGUGCUGAAGGAAAAAUGGAAGCUUCUAAACCUGAGGAUACGGAAACUGAAGGAGCCGAAGAUCAAGUAGAUUAUGGACCUUGGACUGCACGUAAAAGAUUUCGAGCAGAAAAAUUUAAUUUGGAAAAGAAAAUCGAGGCAUUACCGUCUUUAAGUUUAGAGGAAUUUCAAGAAAAGAAAAAACAGCAACGUACGAAAAAAAAGAAAAUUUUGCAAAAGUUUAAUCCUUCAGCAAACAAAAAACAUCAAAAUAAUUCGUCCUCUGAUGGUCAGACUCAAAGAAUUAGUACAAUAAAAGAGAGUUAUGAGGAAUCGGAGAAAGCUCAUCUUGUUGGAAGCCAGAAACGGAAAGCACGAAAGCAAAGCAUUACGCGAAAUGCUGCGGCAAUCAACUCCACCAAACACGCUGAAGAUCAAGAGCAAAACAAAUCUUGGUGUGCAUCUCCAGAUCUGGAAGCUCUAGCGUGUCUUGCAACGGUUGCCGCCAAUAGAACAAAACUUACCAAAAAUAACGCUUAAGGUCACACUAUAAAAACCAAAACUUUAUUAAGUUUUCUCUCGAUGCAAUUUCUUAUUACCAGGACUAUUAAGACAUACUUUUUCAAGUGCUGUUAU
This is a messenger RNA of Mycetomoellerius zeteki, 1761 nucleotides long. It is a transcript of the gene bbx, whose product is annotated as bobby sox. The coding region runs from base 169 to 1665 and encodes 498 amino acids. Lineage: Eukaryota; Metazoa; Arthropoda; Insecta; Hymenoptera; Formicidae. Gene Ontology annotation, biological process: regulation of transcription by RNA polymerase II. Gene Ontology annotation, cellular component: nucleus. The transcript is spliced from 8 exons. The record is from RefSeq and is a predicted model, not a curated record. Gene Ontology annotation, molecular function: RNA polymerase II transcription regulatory region sequence-specific DNA binding; DNA-binding transcription factor activity, RNA polymerase II-specific.